GGUAGGCAGGACUUCCGCCGGAAGAGAGGGCGGUCUCAGCCGUCUCUUCAGUGCGGAGUUUCCUUCUUACCUGCCGGGCUUAAGCUGGCUCUUUGCGGAUUCGGGUGGAGAUGGCUUGCGCCGCCGCGCGGUCCCCUGCGGACCAGGACAGGUUCAUUUGUAUCUAUCCUGCUUAUUUAAAUAACAAGAAGACCAUCGCGGAGGGGAGGCGGAUCCCCAUAGAAAAGGCUGUUGAAAAUCCUACAGCUACAGAGAUUCAAGAUGUAUGUCUGGCAGUUGGACUUAAUGCAUUUCUUGAGAAAAAUAAAAUGUAUUCUAGAGAAUGGAAUCGAGAUGUUCAGUACAGGGGCAGAGUCCGAGUCCAGCUCAAACAGGAAGAUGGCAGCCUCUGUCUCGUACAGUUCCCGUCACGUAAGUCAGUAAUGUUGUAUGCAGCAGAAAUGAUACCUAAACUAAAAACAAGGACUCAAAAAACAGGAGGUGGUGACCAAAGUCUUCAGCAAGGAGAAGGAAGUAAAAAAGGGAAAGGGAAGAAGAAGAAGUGAUUUGGUUAUGAGAGCAAGUAUGUGGUACUCGUAUAGGAGACCUACAUGGAGGCUGCCAGUUUGUACCUGAGGGAACAGAAGCUUUUUGUUUGCAUCAUUUAACUGAACUGUGAACAUUUGUGCCUCCCAGCUUCAGCAUCAGAGUUGACAAUGAAAUAAAGAAAUCUACAUCAGAAGUUUGCAUCUAUCUUGUAUGCAGUAUAAAAGAAAAAAAUUUUUUGCCUCCCAACACAGAAUUUUUGUGGAAGAAAGAAGCAUAUUUUUAAAAGAACAAAGGACUGUACCAUAAGUUACUUGAAAUCCUGUAUCUGUUUAUCCUCUCUGUAAACCAAUGUUUCAGAUAGAUAAGUUGAAUAAGUUUUGAACUACAUAUUUUGUUCACCUUCUAAGUUAAUAAAAUUUGAAACUGA
Molecule: messenger RNA, 955 nt
Organism: Choloepus didactylus (southern two-toed sloth)
Lineage: Eukaryota; Metazoa; Chordata; Mammalia; Pilosa; Megalonychidae
Gene: SRP19
Product: signal recognition particle 19
Exons: 5
Coding region: 111-545 (144 amino acids)
Biological process (GO): SRP-dependent cotranslational protein targeting to membrane, signal sequence recognition; SRP-dependent cotranslational protein targeting to membrane
Cellular component (GO): signal recognition particle, endoplasmic reticulum targeting
Molecular function (GO): 7S RNA binding
Source: RefSeq, a predicted model, not a curated record